This is a messenger RNA of Nannizzia gypsea CBS 118893, 1326 nucleotides long. Its product is annotated as SUA5 protein. The record is from RefSeq and is a predicted model, not a curated record. Lineage: Eukaryota; Fungi; Ascomycota; Eurotiomycetes; Onygenales; Arthrodermataceae. Gene Ontology annotation, cellular component: cytoplasm. Bases 1 to 1326 code for a protein of 441 amino acids. The transcript has a single exon. Gene Ontology annotation, molecular function: nucleotidyltransferase activity; double-stranded RNA binding; tRNA binding. Gene Ontology annotation, biological process: regulation of translational fidelity.
AUGCCUGAGAAGAUUGACCAACAAACUGAUGGACGGGCUACUCGGAUAUUACCCGUCCAUAGUUUUACAGACUGCUUACCCGGUGAGAAUGUUCUCGAGAUAUGGGCCACACGGGUUAGAGAGGGUGGACCAGAAGUUACGGCACUUAUCGAAGCUGCGGAGGCAAUACGGGCUAGUGAUAUUCCCGUAGCCUUUCCAACAGAGACAGUCUACGGAUUGGGCGCAGACGCAACUCGCAGUGGGGCUGUUCAAGGAAUAUACAAGGCAAAACAGCGGCCAUCUGAUAACCCGCUGAUUGUCCAUGUCAGCUCUAGAGACCAACUGGAAAGACUUCUCGUGGACCCGAAGCAAUCAAAUGGAGCUAUUCAAUCUAUCACUACAUCACCUAUUCCCAAAAUAUAUGAACCAUUAAUGGAGAGAUUUUGGCCCGGACCUUUAAGCAUUAUCCUCCCAAACCCACCACAUUUGCCUUUAGCUCCAGAAGUUACUGCAAACCUUCCAACCUUUGCUGCACGAAUGCCUUCAUCUCCCCUCGCACGACUUCUUAUUGCACUCUCCGACAAGCCGGUAGCUGCUCCGUCCGCAAAUGCUUCUACAAAACCUUCUCCCACCACUGCACAACACGUAUUUACGGAUCUACAGGGACGAAUCGAUAUGAUUUUAGACGGCGGGCCCUGUGGAGUCGGCAUUGAAAGCACAGUAGUUGAUGGACUCAGUUCUCCUCCUGCGAUCCUCCGACCGGGGGGUGUUGGAAUUGACGAGUUACGAACUUGUCCUGGCUGGGAGGAUGUUCAAAUCGGUUAUAAAGAUGGAGCUCUACAAGGCAAAACUGCUCCACGGGCGCCAGGGAUGAAAUAUAAGCAUUAUUCCCCCAAAGCAAGAGUUAUUCUUUUCGAAGCUGGUCGAGACACCGCCUCCGUUACAGACAGAAUAAUUGCAGAUAUUAAUAAAGGGCCCAAGUUGGAACAAGCGCCAGCUUCUAUCGGCAUUGUUCGGACCAAAACCUGGAAAAAGGGAUUAGGAAUCACUCGAGUGUCGCUAUCUAAUGGCGCAAGCUGUGAAACCAAGUCCUCGCUUCUCGAUAUACCGAUUGAAUGUGACCGAAUCAAUCCCUCUUCGCAGCCUACCAAUAUGCUUGACAUAUACUUGGGGGAGGACACCUCAUCCAUUGCUCGCGGCUUAUUUUCCGCCCUUCGCAGUCUUGACGAGAGGAAUGUGUCUGUUAUUUAUGUCGAAGGAAUAUCAGACACUGAAGGAGACCUAGCAGCCGCCGUGAUGAAUCGUCUGCGGAAAGCAGCGGAGGAAGAAGUAAAGAUUUCGCAGUAA